AUGGACUCAAUGAGAUCCUUGAACACAUCUUUGCCGAGUUCAACGCCCCGCACACAACCUCCGGAGCAACUCCUCCAGCAAUUCAAAGCGGCGGCUUUAUCAGUCACAAACCUGUACAAGAAUGCAGUAUGCGAGCAAGCCCAGGCAAGAUCAGCAGGGUAUCAGGAGGCGGUAGAGGAUCUGCUUCACUUCCUUGACCGAGAGAACCUCGGUCUCGGAGAUGGAGAGGGAUGGAAGGUUCGACAAUGGGCAACUGAGAGGUGUGAUGGAACUGCAUCCCAAAGCAGUGACGAAGAUGUGGAGGCCGACAAACAUGACCGAAGUGCUACGCCAGCUGCUGCCCGCAAGGAGCCACUUGCUCCUGAACAAACUCGUCAGGCCCCCACUACGGCUUCCAUGCCCACAUCCAAGACAGAAUCGACCACACCUCCCAUGCAAUCUCACGAACCUCCUGCGAUUACCACACCCGCCAUCUUCACCUUCUCCGCUGGUCCCACAUACCCCGAACUCGACAUGGAUGUGCAAUCAGACAACUCAAAUGCAACCACGCAAGAUGGUGCCCCCGUGAGCGUUUCUGUCAUGCCGCGCAAUACUCGGCCACACCACCGCCACAACAACCUUGCACGAUCUAACACACGCCCAUCGGCUCGGGAGUCUCCUGCUAGCAUCGGGUCCAAGAGGAAACAUACAUUCCCGGAUUUCUUCGAUUUGUCAGGACUCAACAAUGGACGAGAUCUGGGUGGAGGGGGGGAAACGAGGCCGCUUUACCUAACAUUCGAAGGUUAG
Molecule: messenger RNA, 786 nt
Organism: Penicillium soppii
Lineage: Eukaryota; Fungi; Ascomycota; Eurotiomycetes; Eurotiales; Aspergillaceae
Exons: 1
Coding region: 1-786 (261 amino acids)
Source: RefSeq, a predicted model, not a curated record